ACGUGCAUCCUCUGCACCCCCAUCUCGCAUCGUCGUUGCCUCGCCGAAGCCGCUCGCCGCAACUGCCAGCGCCGUCCAACCAAUCUCCGGCCAGAAGCACCAGCAGCUCGAUCCCGCUCGCUCAGGCCGGCAAUGGGUCACAAGAACAAGGAAGGCGGCGGCAAGAAGCAGGCUGGAGGCUCGGCGUCGGCGGCGAAGGCGAAGGCGAAGGCGAAGGCCCCGCUGUCGUCGGCACCGUCGUCCGUCAACUUCAACCCCAAGGACGUGACGGACCCGCUGGAGCUCCUGGACAUGUGCGUGGCGGCGCUCCACGACAAGUCCUCCUCGUCGGCCACGCGGGAGGCGGCGCUGGCGUCGCUCGUCGGCGCGCUCGAGGGCGGCGUGGUGCCGCUCGACGAGGCCACCGACGGCAGGCCCCUCGUCAUCUUCGCCGUCUGCGGCGUCUCCAUCAAGAAAGGGAGCGCCGCCCCGGUGGCGCUCGCCAGGGAGGCCCGCCUCGCGUACCACGCCGUCGGCCUCCUCGCGCUCACCCUCCACGGCGGCGGCGCCACGGAGAUCCUGGCCGAGUCGUUCCCGAUGCUGGCCCGGGCGCUGCAGCAGCCGCCGUCGUCCGUGGACCCGACGACGGUGGCCGCCGUGCUCGACUGCCUCGCGGCCGUCACCUUCGCCGGCGCGCUGGGCACGGAGGACGCGGAGCGGUCGCUCAAGGCCAUCUGGGGCGUGGUGGUGUGCCCGAACCAGAGCUCGAGGUCCGCCGCCAACCCCAAGCAGGCGGCGGUGACCGCGGCGGCGCUCUUGACGUGGACGUUCCUCCUCACCACCGCCACCAUCACGGACGCGCAGCGGAAGGCGGACCGCGCGGGGUGGAACGCGGCCGUCGCGUCCCUCGCGGGGCUGCUCCAGGCCGACGACCGCGCCGUCCGGAUGGCCGCCGGCGAGGCGCUGGCGGUGUGCGUGGAGCUGAACCUGACGCAGCACGCCCCGCGCAAGGACAUGGAGGCGGUGAAGGCGCGGGUGUCGGAGCUCGCCGCCGAGGCCGGCGGCAAGGGCGCGGAGAAGGCGCUGCUGGUGGAGCAGAAGGAGCUGUUCCGGCAGGUGUCGGCGUACAUGGAGCGCGGCGAGCGGCCGAGCAAGGCGCUGCAGACGUCGUCGGACCGGCGCAAGUCCAUCAAGGUGUCGACGUGGGCCAAGAUGGUGCAGCUCAACUUCCUGCGGCGGUUCCUCGCCGCCGGGUUCCUCAGCCACGUCAAGGGCAACAAGCUGUUCAAGGAGUCCUUCGACGCUGGCGCCGACGAGAAGAGCACGCUGUCCAUCGCCAAGAGGAAGCUCACCAUGAAGACCAAGGACAAGGUGAUGAAGAUGAACCGCGAGCAGGCGUGGGCGGCCAAGAACGUUUACUGCAUUCCUCAAGGAGGGCCGCCGGAGAGCGACAGGCCGGAGCAGCUUCUCAAGCUUGGCUGGCACUAGCUCACUUCUUAGAGAUUUUUUUUUUCACUAAUUUGAUUUGAUUAGAUUAGAUGGAUGGGUAUUCGAAUAUGUACGUGCAUUGUCAUUAUCACCAAGCUAAUCUUUUUUUACCCUAAGGCCAAUAUG
This is a messenger RNA of Sorghum bicolor (sorghum), 1593 nucleotides long. RefSeq lists its product as uncharacterized. The coding region runs from base 133 to 1467 and encodes 444 amino acids. Lineage: Eukaryota; Viridiplantae; Streptophyta; Magnoliopsida; Poales; Poaceae. The transcript has a single exon. The record is from RefSeq and is a predicted model, not a curated record.